Messenger RNA from Acipenser ruthenus (sterlet), 2209 nucleotides. RefSeq names its product HLA class II histocompatibility antigen gamma chain-like. The coding region runs from base 154 to 1017 and encodes 287 amino acids. Gene Ontology annotation, molecular function: MHC class II protein binding; macrophage migration inhibitory factor binding. Gene Ontology annotation, biological process: protein trimerization; intracellular protein transport; antigen processing and presentation. Lineage: Eukaryota; Metazoa; Chordata; Actinopteri; Acipenseriformes; Acipenseridae. Gene Ontology annotation, cellular component: membrane; basement membrane. The transcript has 9 exons. The record is from RefSeq and is a predicted model, not a curated record.
CACUUCUUAUCGCAGAGUAGAAAGGCGUGUUCUUCCUUUUUCUGGUGACUUUUAAGUGAAGGCACAGGCUGGUUGUCUAGUUCAUUAUACUCCAGACAGCCUUGGUACCGACAGCUUUUUAAGAAGUGAAGAGCAUCAAUAGCAAAGUCGACAAUGUCGCAAGAACAGCUAAUGGAGAACGAAGCUACCCCACCGGGAGAGCACACCGUUCUGAUUAGGAGUGAAAGAGACUCCUCCAAUCGUGGCUGGAAGAUCGGUGGAUUCACCUUACUGGGGCUGCUUCUGAUUGCUGGCCAGGCGAUCACUGUUUACUUUGUGAUGGCGCAGAAGGGACAGAUCUCCUCCCUGCAGGAACACACAGACAUACUGAAGAAACAGCUCAACAACCAGCAGCAUGCUCCCCUGUCUCCUCCCAAGAAGCUGCGUAUGCCCAUGUUCAACAUGCCCAUGCUGGUCAGCGACUCUGCUGAUGAGAAGCCCAAGAAGAUCCCCAUGACGCCCCUUGAGGACACAGCCACAGUGAGCCUGGAGAAGCAAGUCAAGGGCCUGCUGCAGCAGGAGGACCCUGACCAGACCCUGCCCCAGUUCAACGAGACUCUGCUGGACAACCUGAAAAGCCUGAAGGAACAGAUGAAUAGCUCCGAUUGGAAGGGUUUUGAGUCCUGGCUCCGUCAUUGGCUGAUCUUUCAGAUGGCCCAAAAGAAACCAGCUCAGCCCACCAUAGCUCCAGUGCAGACCACCACCCCUAUGGAAGAGUCUGGCGUGCAGUCCAAGUGUCAGCUGGAAGCCUCAUCCCCCUCUGUUCAUCCCGGUGUUUACCGUCCGCAGUGUGAUGAGGAGGGCAACUACCUGCCCAAGCAGUGCUGGUCCAGCACCGGAUACUGCUGGUGUGUGGACAAGAAUGGAGACGAGCUGGCCGGAACCAGAACCCGCAGUGGUCUGGACUGCAACUUUGGCCUGCGCAGGUUGGCGAUGCCCAGCUUUCCUGCAAUGAAGAUGAUCGAUAAGGAUAACUAGACGGAGCCUGCAGGAGGCCGGGAGCAGCCGCUCCCAAGCUGAUGUAAUCAUUAAAACCCGCUAACCACAGCUUGAUAAACAGCUUUUGAAGUUGAUUGCUGACCAAAAAAGGAAACUCUUUUAAGUUAACCGUUAACUUUUUAUUAAGUUUAAGUUUUUAAGAAAUUAACUCUUUUAUUGCAAUCAGUAGUCGUAGUAGUUGCUAUUAUAGGGACCCCUAUUGGAGUGGCUGACCCAAGAUGGACUUUUCAAAAUUAGAAAUCCAUGUAACAGCUCAAUAAAGAUUGAAUUAAAGUUCUGAUGAAAAAGUGUUUGACUCAUUUACCAUACACCAUAACCCAGGUGAUACAAAUGUGAAGCUUUAAAUAUUUACAAAUUGUAAGUAUCAGUGCAAUCUGGCCCCUGUUGAGAGGAGCUGUUUUAACAAGGACCAUGUAGUUCUUUAAAGAUGUGAAAACUGAGGAAUUUGAACUAGAACUUCAGUCCACAAAAUUGGAAAGUCAUUCCUGUUGGGUCACCUUAUGCAUAUUUAGAUGAUAAGUAAUACUUUUAUUUUGAAAUAUUUUCUGUUUUUAAUGUUACACUUUACUUUACGGCAGUGAUGGAUUGUUCAUUUUACAUAUUAGGCAAUAUAGAAUCUUGCCAUACAUGCGGUUUGCAUGACCAAAAACUCUCUGGUACUUCCGCUAUCUUUAUAAAUACAUAAUUCCAGUAAACUCUUUCUGCUAUGUACUGAGAUAAAUUUCAGUGGAAAUAUGGUGUGCGAUUGAGGAGCUUGAUCAGAAAGCAUUAGCAAGUGUGUACAUAAAUGUGCAUAGUGUGUCCUACAAUGAAUGCUUUAUAUCUGAAUCCUGUUCCCCUGAAAUAAAAGUGUGGCAAGUUUAAACAUUUUACAAAAUGUACAACAUUUACAAAUGUUCACUGCAGUUAGCUUUUUUAAAACAGUUCAAAUGGAUUAAGCCAUGCUUGAAGUUCAAGUAUUACUGUUAUGCUUCCUCCUAAUAAAUAAGUUAAGUUUUCUAUCGUUUUUAAUUAUAUAUUGUAUGUUUGUUUUUUUUCUAUGUAUCUAAUAUACUUUUCCUGGAAGAAGCUAGAUGGAUUAAGAAUGGUGCAAUGAGAAAUGUAGCACUGGAAUUGUUUGAAAUGAUUGUAUUUGCUCUGGGCUGAAAUAAAAGGAGGUUGUUCUAACACA